GUUCACGUGGGCGUGUUCACGCCGCCGGGGGCCUCUUCACCGCCGUCACGCCCGUGUGUAUACACGUGUAUACACACGGGCGUGACCACGCAGCCCGUCUCGUGUAUAACACUGCCUUGCUGUCAUUAUCUCUCUCACUCUCUCUCCCCGAGACAAAGAGAUCACCCCGUCUCGACCGACAGCCUCUCUCGCUCACCCACAGCCGCGCGCACCCCACCACGCACGCCCUAGCGACGCGGUGACAUUCAGGGACUCCCCCCUACACCCCCCCCCCCCCCCCCACCGAUCGACAUGUGGAGCGCUACCACCGAAUCGGAGGAGUGGUUCAAGAGGUUCCUCUCGGCCAACCGCAUCUACCACGAGCAGCGCGUGGCCGAGCUGCGUGCGGCCGAGGACCUGGUGUUCCUGGUGCUGGAGCAGGUGACGGAGUGGGACCCGCGCUUCCUCGUCAACUACCGGCGCCCGCACGCCAAGUUCGAGUCCGGGGUCCGCGCCGCGCCCACGCACACCACGAUCCGCGUGCCGCUCGCGAUCGAGCCGCACUCCAUCUCCGUGGAGUGGACGUGCCCGGCGGAGGAUCGCUACGUGACGGAGCUGCACUGGCUGCACGCCGAGCCCUCCGGAAAGUCGCAGUGCUACGUGGCGUUGGAUGGCGGCGGCAGCGGCGGCGCGGAGAACGGCGUUGUGGGACAGGCCCGCUGGGCGAGCUGCCAGGAGGCCGUGAGGAGGGUGAGCUCCGGGUCGACUCACCUGCUGCCCGGCAUGGUUAUCGACAUCCUCAAGUCGAACGUGAGGAAGGCCAUCAUGCUUCUGCAGCAGGACGGCAAACUCGCGAACGGCGCCGUGGACGCGUCUCUGCUGAACCUGGACGGGCCCUCGCUGUGCCUGCUCGUGCGGAGCGGCAUUCGCACCAUCACCGUGACCCUCGUGCCCGUGAUCCACCGCGCCGCGCGCCUCUGGAGCGGCGGCGGCGGCCCGGAGGAGGAGGAGGCACCGUGGCCGGCCCUGGGCCCCGAUAGUUGGCUUCCCCGGGCCACCGUGGAGGAGAUACGCAGCACGCCGCAGGACGUGGAGGCCCACGCGUACUACCACUGGAGCCCCGAUUUCAGCGAGACGAUCUGCAAGAUGCUGGAGGGGGUGGACGACGACGGGGGCCAUCGGCUGGACGCCCUCGCCAUCCUCGACCUCGUCAACCGCAACCACUGGCGCCGCAAGGACGCGGGAGGCAGACUGCUCACCUACACCCACCUGGAGACGGUGCUGCUGUGGGCGCUCGACUUCUUCCCGUCGCCAGACGACUGGCUGGACCUGCACUCCUCCGUCUACCGCCUGCUGCUCCUGCUGCUGCGCUGCGUGUGGCUGCGUCGCCUGCCCCACUACUUCCUGCCGGACCGCAACCUCUUCGGCGAUGGCGGGCGAACCCCCGAGCCCCCUCCGCCCCCAGCGCCACCUUCAUCCUCGUCGCCGGCGCCGUCCUCUCCGCCGUCCUCCUCCUCCUCCGCCUGCUCCUUCUCCUCGUCCUCCGCCGCGUCGCCCGCGGCCGCCGCCUCGCUCGAGUUCCGCCAACUCUACGGCCGCGUCGAGGACUUUGCCGACCUCCCCGAGCGCUGCCUCGUGGUGCAUCCCACGCAGAUCCCCCCGCGGGACGGACACCGCGUCGACGCCUUCCUGCAGCUGCUCGUCCAGCUGCCCGACCCGCAGGGGCAGUACUGGCAGCAGGGAUACUUCGACGUGAUGCUCAACCUGUUGCAGGUGUACCACAUCAACGACAAGAAGCGGGUGGCCGCCAUGCAGGAGAUGUGGAAGCAGGCGACGGCGUUGCUGGGCGAGGAGGGCUGGACGGUGUAGGGGCGAGCGGUGCGAGAGGGACACGUGGACGAGUCAUCGUCGUCGUCAUGGGAAGCAGCAGAAGGAGGAGGAGCAGGAGGAGGAAUAUCUCAGAGGUCCAGAAGUGGGAGGGGGGAUGGAGGGCUCCAGGUGAUUGCAUUGAGUUGAGUGGUGCAUUAUCCAUCUUAUUAUCGGGUUUUUUUGUUAUCGUGGUAAGCACGCUAGGCCGGUACAACGCGCCGAUGGUUUCCGGGGAGGGGGGACAGAAAUAUUAUUAUUGUUACUAUUAUUUGGAAGCUGACAAAAAACAGGGUUGUUAAUGUCCUGGGAAGACGGACAGAUCUCCCCAGAGAGCAAGCUGCCUCCUCAACAAGACGGCGAUCCUGGGAAAACCAGGACAGGUAGCGACCAGAAUGGGGGGGGGAUCUGUCUGAGGCUUUGAGUGCAGGCAGCCUCUAGUGGCGUGGCUAACGAGUAUGAGGAC
Molecule: messenger RNA, 2311 nt
Organism: Petromyzon marinus (sea lamprey)
Lineage: Eukaryota; Metazoa; Chordata; Hyperoartia; Petromyzontiformes; Petromyzontidae
Gene: MAB21L4
Product: mab-21 like 4
Source: RefSeq, a predicted model, not a curated record